UCGUUUCGUCGUGUUGUGUGUUUGCACUUUGCGUUCGCAUUUUCGUCUUUAUACACAUUUUUCUGGAAGAAAAUAUAUAAUAAAACUACUUACGAACAGUUAAAUAAUUGAAUAUUUGAUGUAAUGCUAAGCAACGCUGUUUGGUGUAACAUUUUUAUCGUGUUGUUCGUCGGCGUAGCUUGGGCCCACGUUAUCUAUUUGAGUUGGAAGUUGUCAGACUUGCAAGACGAUGCCGCUAACCGCUGAUGUUGCUGCACAGCAGGUACAGGAGCGACUAAGAUCCCUGCACAGAUUGAUUUACGACAUAGAUACAGAGAGGACACGCAAUGAGCAGUGCAUUGAGAACAUCCUCCGAGCUGAGAAAGCUGCAGAAUCUCCUUCAGCUAAUGAGGACUCCUCCAGUUCCUCACAACAGCAACAACAACUAAAAACCCUGUAUAAAUCUGGUUUGACGGCCGCUGAACAAGAGGAGAGGUUGCUGAGAGCAGCAUUGUCACGCAUCUACGAAAUUCGCGCCAUUAAAAAUGAGAGGAGAAUUCAGGCCCGUCAUGCAGGGAACAAAGAAACAAUUGGUUGUGGGGCUCUGAUGAAGAUGCUGCUGAGCGCGGCCCAGACGCUGCCACUACACGUGGGUCGCGUGGGCGAGCGCGCGCCGCCGCUGUGCGGGGCGGUGCCGGCUGACGCGGGACAUAUCGCGCGCCCCGGGGACGCCGUCGCUGCACUCGUCAAGGUGUCAGAGAAAGAGGAGAACUGGAUAUUGGCUGAGGUAGUCUGCUGGCACCCGGCUCAGGGCAAGUAUGAGAUCGACGAUAUAGACGAAGAGCAGAAGAAUCGUCACGUGCUCAGCAAACGUCGUGUCGUCCCGCUCCCACUCAUGCGGGCAGACCCUCGGACAGACGAACAAGCGUUGUUCCCUAAGGGCGCUGUAGUGAUGGCCUUGUAUCCACAGACCACUUGCUUUUACCGAGCUGUCGUGAAUAGACUGCCCGGCAGCGCGUCUGAACCGUAUGAAGUGUUGUUUGAGGACUCCUCGUACGCAGACGGGUAUUCGCCGCCGGAGCGCGUGGCUCAGCGCUACGUGAUCGCCAUUAAGGAAGGCAAGGGCCGCGCCACCUGACCCCACGUUGACCACGCGGCCGGCUCGCGCGACGACACCACCGACUCCGACGAGCUGCAUUAGAGUCGCGUGGGUUGAAGCAAAACUAUUGCCUUGUUGCUAAUCGUAUCGUAAUGGGGAUAUUCAGGCUGCAAACGUUCUAAUCGGACGAAUCGCUAACGUAUAACCGAUCCGAAUUAAAUGAACACCUAACGUCCACGACGAGGUCUCGGUUACACAAUACCAAUCGAAAUGUUUGCAACCUGGCUAACUCCCCAUAUAUGUUCGCUUUCAGCGCUUAGAUACGGAAAAAUAAAAUGGGUUGACAAAAUCGGAUCGCGUGACAUUUUUAUUGUCAUUCGUUUUUAUCCGGUGUUGUGUAAAACUACAAAUAGAGUUAUGCAGUAAUUUGGUAAAUGAUAUUGUGGAUUGAACUUCAAUCUACGCUUUUAAUGGGUGUUUAUAGUGUACUGAAAGAAACUAAGUAGAUGUUUCUAGAGGACUUUUGUAUAUACAGGUUAUUCAUGUAUUAUUGUAUCGUAUUAUCACUUGUUACGUAGCGUUAAAAUGUAAUGUUCAAGAUAACAUACUUGUGUUAUUUAUAAGAGUCGUGUGAAAGGUAAUAAUAUAAUUAAAACAUUUUUAUGGAUA
This is a messenger RNA of Pectinophora gossypiella (pink bollworm), 1747 nucleotides long. RefSeq names its product SAGA-associated factor 29 (gene Sgf29). The record is from RefSeq and is a predicted model, not a curated record. Bases 230 to 1117 code for a protein of 295 amino acids. Lineage: Eukaryota; Metazoa; Arthropoda; Insecta; Lepidoptera; Gelechiidae. The transcript has 7 exons. Gene Ontology annotation, cellular component: SAGA complex.